This is a messenger RNA of Manis pentadactyla (Chinese pangolin), 1509 nucleotides long. RefSeq lists its product as uncharacterized. The transcript has 3 exons. The record is from RefSeq and is a predicted model, not a curated record. Bases 310 to 1509 code for a protein of 399 amino acids. NCBI's taxonomy places the organism in Eukaryota, Metazoa, Chordata, Mammalia, Pholidota, Manidae.
AGGCCUAUAUAAGCAGACCCUUUCUUCCCGUCUGCGUCCUGCCCGACACAUUUGUUUCACAAAGAGCUGAAGAGUAAAGCUUUCUGCAGAAGAAUCCUGCUGUUGUUGCGUGCUGUUCUUGCCGGCGAGGACGGGGUGCGCGACAAGUGGUGCCGAAACCCGGGAACCAGAACAUCACCGGCACAGGGAGGACCCUUCAGACAUCUGGAGAGGAUUCAGAACUGCAGGACAGAAGAAAGCCCGGAGAGGGUGAAGAAAACCCCUUCUGGAUCCCGGAACGCCUGACCAGGAAAGUCCUGAACAAAGGAGAUGGCGUCUCUGUGCCUGUGGAUCCUGCUCUUGUCGAUGGGAAUCCUGACUCAGGGAGUACUGAGAUGGGGAAUAUUGUCAGUCUUCCCUAAGCCCAUGCCUGUUCGCUAUAAUGCAGCAGUUUUUCCACGCUUUUUUACUACUAACUCUAGCAUGAACCUGCCUUACUUACCAUUAGAUUCUCUAGCAGCUUCUUUAGGAGAAAACCGAACCUUUGAAACCGAUGGAUCUUUGUGCUUCACCACUCGUAACCACUCAAAUUGCCUGUCCCUUAAACAGCAUAUGUACGGGUGGUUUAGCCGUGAUAGAAAAUCGGGUGAAUUUAGUCAGUCCUUUCGUGAGAAUAAGACCUACACUAAUGCAGCAGUAAGCCAAAUGGUCCUUUGGAUCAAUGGUACAUUUGUGAAACCUCCUAUUAAGCAGAUUAAUUAUAGCAACAUAUUCUUCCCUUACCGUCCCCGUCAACCCAAAUAUGCUCCCCAUUGUGUGGGAGAUUAUGAGGGAGAACCAUGGCCCUGGACAGACUGCCAGUCAGCUACAGUGACUUGGGCAGACACACACCAGAGGUUCACUAUCUCCCCAGAUAUGACCAAAGGUAGAAGUUGGGGAACAGCAAUGAUAAAAGAUAGCAAUUACUCCCAGCCUAUGAACAGGAAUCCUUUUCACAAAUGGAUGCUGUGUGGCAUUAAUGGCUCUUGUACAGACCUGUCCCCACUAUCCGCCCUUUUGGGUGGAGGGAAAGGCGUCAGCUACAACAUGACCUAUCAGUGCUAUACUGAUGUGAAAUCCUCAAGCCCUACCACUCGUUUCUGUUCCCCGGUCUAUUCUACGCAGGGAGCCCCCAGGCUCCCCUUCCCACCAGCUCCAGUAUGCCUUUCCCCCCCAUUCCUGUUUAUCUUGUCCAAUGAUGGUUUUAACUCCUGUUCCAAUACCUCCUGUUUUCUGUCUCAGUGCUGGGAUGCGCUUAACUUUACCAAUGCCUUAAUAGCCCGUAUUCCUCGUUGGGUCCCUGUCCCAGUAGACGCACCUAAUACCAUGACACUGUUUCGAGAGAAACGUGACUUCGGACCUACCUUGUCAGCCAGCCUGGGGAGGCUGCGGACCCUGCAGGCGUGCGGGGCUCAGGCCGUCCGACCUCCUCCUAGCCUCCUUCCCGGAAAAUCCCACCUCUCGGAAAACUUUCUCACGAGGCAGAUUUGA